AUGGGCUCACCCCUUGGACCUCUCCUAGCCGAUGUCUUCAUGGGAAAAUUGGAGAGAUUCCAACUAAGCGAACAGAUCGACAAGCUUAAACAUUACGGUCGCUAUGUUGACGAUAUCUUUGCCAUUGCCACUGCAGAAACCGAUGUAGCAACCCUCUUAGAUGCGGCAAAUCAGGCACAUCCGUCGAUCAAAUUCACGCUGGAGAUGGAAACGGCCGGUUCGCUCCCUUUCGUGGAUGUUCUUCUAAGCAGGAGACCUGACGGGAGUGUCCGAAGAAGCGUCUAUCGGAAGAAAACCUGGUCUGGACAAUACACGAACUUCGCCAGUUUCGUACCACUCCAACAAAAACGAAAUCUAGUCCGAUGUUUGGCACAAAGGGCUAGAAAAAUUUGCUCAACAGAUAGCAUCGAGGAGAAGCUCAGAAAAAUCCAGGACUUCCUUCGCGAGAACGGAUAUCCUGAAAGGUUUAUUGAAAAGAAUAUUGCUGAACGACCGAUCAAACCCGCCACACCGACCGCCGAAAAGAAGACUUUGUUCCUCAAGGUCCCUUUCCAAGGGGACGCCGUGAGUGAAGUCCUAGGGAGGCGCCUUGAUCAAGCUGUCUCGCGAACCUUCCCAGCAGCAAGAGUUCAAAUAGCAUUCUCCACUAACCCGAUUUUACGCGGAGAAGGUAAGGAUAAGUUGCCACCGCAGACCACCUCAAUGUGCAUAUAUUCCUUCACUUGCUCCUGUGCAGCAGGUUAUAUUGGUCGCACGAGUCGGCGCUUAUCCAAGAGAAUACGCGAACACCUUCCCGCAUGGCUGCCAAAAGGUGAAAUUAGGAGAAUAGACAGGGCCAUUCUCGCGCAUGUUGUCGAUUCCGGACAUCGUGUGGACCCCAACGAAGCUUUUCGUGUAAUUUAUAAAGUCCCAUCGAGCUACCCCAAGCUACUAGGCCAGCGUCUGUUAGCGACAGCGGAAGCAGUCGCCAUUAGGCUACGAAAGCCAAUCUUGUGCGCGCAGAAGAACCAGGUUCAGGCUCCGCGCCUACAGUGGUCGAAGGUCGACUAA
Molecule: messenger RNA, 1050 nt
Organism: Spirometra erinaceieuropaei
Lineage: Eukaryota; Metazoa; Platyhelminthes; Cestoda; Diphyllobothriidea; Diphyllobothriidae
Source: the annotation of a GenBank genome assembly